This is a messenger RNA of Coprinopsis cinerea okayama7#130, 282 nucleotides long. RefSeq lists its product as hypothetical. The record is from RefSeq and is a predicted model, not a curated record. Bases 1 to 282 code for a protein of 93 amino acids. NCBI's taxonomy places the organism in Eukaryota, Fungi, Basidiomycota, Agaricomycetes, Agaricales, Psathyrellaceae. The transcript is spliced from 3 exons.
AUGCGUUUGGCUUUGAGCUUCUCCAGCGCCUCGUCUUGCAUGGUCCCCAGUGUCGGUCAUCAUUGCAGUUCGACGCUAGUAUUGCGUGAAAGGCGGUCCCAGUCCCAGUCGGUGUCGCCGUUAUCCAAUGGUGCCUUCCUCCCUGUCUAUGGACGUGCAUUCUCUGACAACUUCCAGGUGGGCAGUCCUGACACUGCGCAGAUCUUCUGGAAGGGUUGGUGGUUUCCUCUAGGUUCUUCAUAUCUAUGUGCGUCCACCAGCUGGGCUGGUGGUCUGCCCUAA